AGUUACUUUGUUAUUCCUAUAUCGUUAAUGUCCAGUUCUACUACCACAACUGAGAGCAGCCCCACCAUAGCCCCUUCCGCUGGUAUUGAGACCUACGACUAUCACACCAAACAGCAAGGGGAUGUUCUCAGAGACACCCAACUGCGUUAUCUAGCCUUUGCUCAGCGUAUACUCCGCGUGAUAACGCCCUCAGCCAAGCAAGUGAGAUACUUGGCGUUCACUUCUGAUGUCGGGGAAGCCUUCCGUCCAGUCGUCCCUAAGUGGCUUGUCAAUACCUCCUACGCCACAACAAUUGGCUACAUCUUUGGGGAUAUCGGCUACUCGACUUGGCUGGAGUAUAAGCGUACUAAGGAUCUCGCCGAUCACAAAAUUCGAGUUUGGACUGCAGCGGCUAAGGCAACGACCUUCCAGAUGGUCGCCAGUUUGGCUCUGCCCUUUGCCAUUAUACAUUCUACUGUACACUACUCUGGUGUUAUGCUACGUCGUAUGGCUGUCAAGAAUGCACGCCUUCUCCAGAUGGGCCCUACCAUGAUCGGCUUGGCAAUUGUUCCUUUCCUCCCCAUUGUGUGUGAUAAGCCCAUCGAACAUGGUGUUGAUCUCAUUUUCGAGAAGUGGGGUCCUAAGAUCGCUAGUGAGGAGGCUGCGAAGACCAAGGAAAAGGAGGAGUAGUUCGUGUGACUGUGGUGUCGUCGUUCAUCGUUACUUUUCCAAUGUUAAGAAUAAUA
Perkinsus marinus ATCC 50983 is the source of this 725-nucleotide messenger RNA. RefSeq lists its product as hypothetical. Gene Ontology annotation, biological process: mitochondrial fission. Bases 28 to 669 code for a protein of 213 amino acids. The record is from RefSeq and is a predicted model, not a curated record. Lineage: Eukaryota; Perkinsozoa; Perkinsida; Perkinsidae. Gene Ontology annotation, cellular component: mitochondrion. The transcript has 5 exons.